GCGCCAGCUGAGCGUCCCUGGCCCGCCAUGACCGCGCUUCCCGGCCCGCUCUGGCUCCUGGGCCUGGCGUUGUGCGCGCUGGGCGGGGGCGGCCCCGGCCUGCGACCCCAGCCCGGCUGUUCCCAGCGACGUCUGGGCGCGCGCGAGCGCCGGGACGUGCAGCGCGAGAUCCUGGCGGUGCUCGGGCUACCCGGGCGGCCCCGGCUCCGCGCGCCACCCGCCGCCUCCCGGCUGCCCGCGUCCGCGCCGCUCUUCAUGCUGGACCUGUACCACGCCAUGGCCGGCGACGACGACAAGGACGGCGCGCCCGCGGAGCGGCGCCUGGGCCGCGCCGACCUGAUCAUGAGCUUCGUCAACAUGGUGGAGCGAGAUCAUGCCCUGGGCCACCAGGAGCCCCACUGGAAGGAGUUCCGCUUUGACCUGACCCAGAUCCCGGAUGGGGAGGCGGUCACAGCUGCGGAGUUCCGGAUUUACAAGGUGCCCAGCAUCCACCUGCUCAACAGGACCCUCCACGUCAGCAUGUUCCAGGUGGUCCAGGAGCAGUCCAACAGGGAGUCUGACUUGUUCUUUUUGGAUCUUCAGACGCUCCGAGCUGGGGACGAGGGCUGGCUGGUGCUGGACGUCACAGCAGCCAGUGACCGCUGGUUGCUGAAGCGUCACAAGGACCUGGGACUCCGCCUCUAUGUGGAGACUGAGGACGGGCAUAGCGUGGAUCCUGGCCUGGCCGGCCUGCUGGGUCAACGGGCCCCGCGCUCCCGACAGCCUUUCGUGGUUACUUUCUUCAGGGCCAGUCCGAGUCCCAUCCGCACCCCUCGGGCAGUGAGGCCACUGAGAAGGAGGCAGCCGAAGAAAACCAACGAGCUGCCGCAGGCCAGCCGACUCCCAGGGAUCUUUGAUGACGUCCAUGGCUCCCACGGGCAGCAGGUCUGCCGUCGGCACGAGCUCUACGUCAGCUUCCAGGACCUUGGCUGGCUGGACUGGGUCAUCGCCCCCCAAGGCUACUCGGCCUAUUACUGUGAGGGGGAGUGCUCCUUCCCGCUGGGCUCCUGCAUGAACGCCACCAACCACGCCAUCCUGCAGUCCCUGGUGCACCUGAUGAAGCCAGACGCAGUCCCCAAGGCAUGCUGCGCGCCCACCAAGCUAAGCGCCACCUCUGUGCUCUACUAUGACAGCAGCAACAACGUCAUCCUGCGCAAGCACCGCAACAUGGUGGUCAAGGCCUGCGGCUGCCACUGAGCCCACCCGCCCGCCCGGCCCUGCUGCAGCCGCCCUUCUCAUCCUGAUCGGGCCCCGCAGAGGCAGAAAACCCUUAAAUGCUGUCACAGCUCAAGCAGGAGUGUCAGGGGCCCUCACUCUCUGUGCCUACUUCCUGUCAGGCUUCUUCUGGUCCUUUCUAUGUCCCUCUGUGCCCCUCCCCUGGGGUUUGUGGCUGUCACCCUGUCCAACACUUUGGUGGCCUAAGGCACACAGCAGCCUCAGAGCCUGUGCUGACUGCACUGUUUGGAGUCAGCACAGAAGUCCUAUCUUAGGACCUGUCAGACUGUGGCUGGCCCUGGAUGGUCUGAGGUUGGCUGACCUGAGCUUUUCUCCAUUCACCAGAGGGUUUAGGUGUGGGGAGAAGGGCUCUGCCCCUUCCCAGGUACAAUACUGGCCAUUUCUGGGCAUAAUUGGACACGCUCAUGUUCUCAGCAGUGUGUUCUGGAAUUCUUCUCAUUUGGUCCAGGGUGCAGUUAGCAUAUUAGAAAAAGAAUAAGCUGGACAUCUCCACAAAGCCACUGAGGAUUUUUUUUUUUUUUUUUUUUUGGAGACGGAGUCUCACUCUGUUGCCCAGGCUGGGUUACACUGGUGCAAUCCCGGCUCACUGCAACCUCUGCCUCCCAGGUUCAAGCAAUUCUCGUGCCUCAGCCUCCUGAGUAGCUGGGAUUACAGGAGCCCACCACCAUGCCCGGUUCAUUUUUGUAUUUUUAAUAGAGAUGGGGUUUCACCAUAUUGGCCACGCUGGUCUUGAACUCCUGACCUCAAGUGAUCCGUCCGCCUGGCCUCCCAAAGUACUGGGAUUACAGGUGUGAGCCACCGUGCCUGGCCACUGGGGAUAUUUUAUGUCAUGUAUGUUCCCUUGCCCUGGGCCUGCCCCGUUUCCUGCCUAGGAAAGAGGUAUGACUCCCAGAGGAGCAAAGAAUCCUGUGGGCUUCCAGUUCCCUCCACCAUCUCUACCACGCUGACCUAUUUGGGGCUCAGCACUGAGAUAGAGACAAGACCAGCAGCUCCAAUGUGUGGUCUAGGCUGGCAGAGAGCAGAUGCCCCUGCAGCCUACUCCCCUUGCCCAUGGCUCACAUCAGUAAUCAACCUAUGUACCUUUUCCACUGAACCUGGACAGGGCCUCGGGCCUCAACACAGAACUGCAGACAGCCACCACCAGGCAUUGUCAACGAGCCCUCAGUUCCCGCUCCUGCCCCACUGCAGAGCAAUCCAUUCCAUCCAGAGCAGGGUGACUGGCGGUCUCUGGCCAGGCAUGGGGCAAGGGUGGGGACUGCCAGUGUUUGCUUGUGUCUACGAGUUACGAACAAGCUGGCCACCAAAAUUGGCGUCACCUUGGGUGCCCACCAGCACUGUCCUGUCUUGGGCCUGUGAGUCAAAGAAAAGGUCCCUGUCCCAGGGAGUGACAGGCAGUAAUUAGGCUGAGUUGGGUGGGGAGGUUUGUCUCAGCCUCUGUUGUUCCCGGAAACCGCUGUUCUCCUUGGAGGAACCACUGGGAGUUGGAGUGUUUAUUUGAUUUCUGACUUGCUAAGCCUGUAAUUUACCUGCUGGAAUAGACAGAGUCCAGCUGCCCAAACCGUGUCAUUAAAAGCAGAUCCUGGGUCCGCCCCAUCCACAGGCACAGCCCAGCAGGGUGGCUCCACCUCCCCAUGUGCCCAAGGAUGCGCCUCUCUGGAGUUCACAUGCUGCACCCCUAGGGAGGGGCCUGGGGAGAGCUGGUCUGGCAGCAGGGGUGGAGCCUGGGGCCAUGCUGUGGGAGAGCAGCCCCUCCAUCUGGACCAGGGAGGGCCUCCGCGUGCAAGUGCAGAGGAAGAGACCUUUCCAUGUACAUAAAGGGUGGGCCCAGGCUGUCUGGAAGAUGGUGAGUUCCCCAUUAGUCUAGGACUUCAAGCUCAGCUAGCAGGGAUUGGAAGAGGCAAUGGCCUGAGUGUCAGGAGACAGGUAUUCUAGUUCCAACUCAGGCACUGAUU
This is a messenger RNA of Chlorocebus sabaeus (green monkey), 3227 nucleotides long. Its product is annotated as bone morphogenetic protein 8B. Lineage: Eukaryota; Metazoa; Chordata; Mammalia; Primates; Cercopithecidae. Gene Ontology annotation, cellular component: extracellular region. Gene Ontology annotation, molecular function: growth factor activity; cytokine activity. The record is from RefSeq and is a predicted model, not a curated record.